Phyllostomus discolor (pale spear-nosed bat) is the source of this 2500-nucleotide messenger RNA. It is a transcript of the gene WARS1, whose product is annotated as tryptophanyl-tRNA synthetase 1. The coding region runs from base 152 to 1561 and encodes 469 amino acids. The record is from RefSeq and is a predicted model, not a curated record. Gene Ontology annotation, cellular component: cytoplasm. Gene Ontology annotation, biological process: tryptophanyl-tRNA aminoacylation. The transcript is spliced from 11 exons. Gene Ontology annotation, molecular function: ATP binding; tryptophan-tRNA ligase activity. NCBI's taxonomy places the organism in Eukaryota, Metazoa, Chordata, Mammalia, Chiroptera, Phyllostomidae.
UCGUUUCCGGAAGUCGUUCCAGCCGGACGGCGUUUCCACGGACGCCCAGGAGGCUGAACCAGUGCUGCCGAGUGCCGUCGGCCCCGCGUGGGCUGCGCGUCCCGACCCCUGAGCAGCCCCUGCGCAGCCCAGCGGCGACCGGCUUCGGGACAUGGCGGACGAGCAGGGCUGCGCCUCCGGGCUGGAGCUGUUCCACGGCAUCACCGCCCAGGCGGAGCGCGUGAGGGCCCUCAAGGCGGGGCAGGCGUCCAAGGAUGACGUGGACUCCGCAGUCAGGCUGCUGCUGUCACUGAAGAUGGCCUACAGAGCCGCCACCGGGGAGGACUACAAGGUCGACAGCCCUCCCGGGGACCGGGCGCCCGCGGGCGACAGCGCCACGGAAGCCGAGGAGGACUUCGUGGACCCGUGGACGGUGCAGACGAGCAGCGCGAAGGGCGUCGACUACGACAAGCUCAUCGUUCGAUUUGGAAGCAGUAAAAUCGACAGAGAGCUGGUGAACCGGAUCGAGAGAGCCACGGGCCAGAAACCACACCGCUUCCUGCGCAGAGGCAUCUUCUUCUCUCACAGGGACAUGAACCAAGUGCUCGACGCCUACGAGAACAAGAAGCCGUUCUACCUGUACACGGGCAGGGGCCCCUCCUCCGAGGCCAUGCACCUGGGCCACCUCAUCCCCUUCAUUUUCACCAAGUGGCUGCAGGACGUGUUCAACGUGCCCCUGGUCAUCCAGAUGACGGACGACGAGAAGUACCUGUGGAAGGACCUGACCCUGGACCAGUCCCACGGCUAUGCCGUGGAGAACGCCAAGGACAUCAUCGCCUGCGGCUUCGACAUCAACAAGACCCUCAUCUUCUCCGACCUCGACUACAUGGGGUCGACCCCAGCCUUCUACAAGAACGUGGUGAAGAUUCAGAAGCACGUGACCUUCAACCAAGUGAAAGGCAUUUUCGGCUUCACGGACAGUGACUCCAUCGGGAAGAUCAGCUUUCCCGCCAUCCAGGCCGCGCCCUCCUUCAGCAACUCCUUCCCCCACAUCUUCGGAGCCAAGUCGGAUGUGCAGUGCCUCAUCCCCUGCGCCAUCGACCAGGACCCGUACUUCAGGAUGACGAGGGACGUGGCCCCCAGGAUCGGCUACCCCAAGCCGGCGCUGCUGCACUCGACCUUCUUCCCGGCGCUGCAGGGGGCGCAGACCAAGAUGAGCGCCAGCGACGCCAACUCCUCCAUCUUCCUCACGGACUCGGCCAGGCAGAUCAAGGACAAGGUCAACAAGCACGCGUUCUCCGGAGGCAGAGACACCAUCGAGGAGCACAGGCAGCUCGGGGGUAACUGCGACGUGGACGUGUCCUACAUGUACCUGACCUUCUUCCUGGAGGACGACGACAAGCUGGAGCAGAUCAGGAAGGACUACUCCAGCGGAGCCAUGCUCACCGGCGAGCUCAAGAAGGAGCUCAUCGAGGUGCUGCAGCCCCUGAUCGCGGAGCACCAGGCCCGGCGCAAGGAGGUCACGGACGAGAUAGUCCGAGAGUUCAUGACUCCCCGGAAGCUGUUCUACGACUUCCAGUAACGCCCAUUCGACCUGCUCACCCCUCCUGACCGCCCCAGCCCAGCAGCCCCCCGCUGCGCCAGGCCCCGCCCCCGGCCGUCACUGGGCCUGGCGUCGGGGAGUCCCAUGUGUCUGCCAACACUGUCCUGCCUGCGAAUGUCACCCCUGCUGUCUCUCGAGGACAGACCCCUGUGCACUGCCUGGGUGCCGGGGGCGGGGCCCGUCCCCCCGGAGUCUCUCCCGUAAGGCAGCCCCGGGACACGGAGUCCGGGGCGCCGCUGUCCGCUGGCCAGCCUGCUCCGGCCCAGAGGAGGAGCCCCAUCUGAAAACAUCUGCGGUUGCAAACGGACCCGCACAGCCUGCCGGCAAAGAGCCUGUGUUCUGUGGGCGCACACCCGGGGUCCGGGCGCCACCGCCAUAAAACCGGAAGGUGCUCCCGAUGGUGAGGUGGGGAGUGUGAUGGGCACAGAGGCGUCUCAGCCCAUCGCCCCCGACACCAAACACACCGCUGGCGAGAGCCGCGCUGUGCGCGUGCCUGAGAGGCCGCCCGGCCGGAGAGCCACAAAACACCGGGUUUCGGCUAGCACGGGCCACGUCGAUUAAACAGAGUCCUUGUGGGAGAGACGUCCGGCUUACUUUCUCUGGACCACACGUGUCCCCAGAAGUCACGCCCCCGUCCCUGGCCCACCUGGUGCUGUCCGCCUCGGCCCCAGAACCCUGCGCACUGACACUCCACCCCGAGAGCCGGGCAGCGCCUGUCACCUCUGCAGACGCUUUGGUCUCGACACUUGCCUGGCGCAGCGGUCUGCGGGGGCGAGGGGCGUGGCUAGAGAGCACGCAGCGGCCCAAGUCGGCAGUACGCCCGCCUGCACGGUUGGGAAAGCCCCCCGGGGAGGGGCGGGGUCCACUCCUGAGCACCCUACCCCCUUGUUGCUUGUUGGCCUAAAUAAACUUCCUGUG